CGCAGGGAAACGCUUCUGUCGGUCAUCUUAUUUUGGUGGGAUAAACCCGGAAGUUGUUUGCCUUCUUGAAAACAGCAAAUUUUAGCAGCAGGGUGCUGCUGACUCCCCAUUUAGGAGUGUUUUUGUGGGUCAUGUUUAUGUUUUAAACCUUUUUCGAAGGGAAUGUAUAGUGCCGACCACAUCCGCGAAGAGUUGGAGGAUGAGCUCUAUCAGGAUGGAGACUCGGAAGGGUCAGAGGUCAACAGUGAAAUGGAGUUUCACCUCUACAGCCAGCUCCACUACUCCUCCAAUGCUGCAGAGAUGGAGGAGCAGGGGGAUGAUGAAGAGAAGGAGAAUGACCGUUUGGGUCUGGAUAACCAGCAACAUGAGAUGCUAGGAACGACUGGAAGUGGUGACAGUAAUCUGCCUUUAAAAAAUGACAAUAAGCUUUCAUCAUCUAAUGAUGACAGCCUCCAGCCAACCAAAAAGAAGAAGAAAGUCAAGAAACAGAAGAUUAAGAAGAAAACUGACUCCAAAGAUCAGAGAUUAUCCUCACUGUGUUGUGAAGAGGUUAUUGUGAUCGAUUCCAGCCCUGAUUGCAUCUCCAUCUCUGAUGAGUCCUCUGAUGAUGAUGAUGGGGUCUGUUCACUCAAGGGUCAAGGCUCACACAAGCUGCUGACUUCAACACCGGCACAACAGGAAAUACAAAAGAGAAAAAGAAGCUCCGAUGUGCCAGUGACCGUGGUUUCCUGCAGCUCAGCUGAUUCAGAAUCCACAUUAGAGUCGGACUCAUCAGAUUCAGACGGUCUAGAAAACUGGAUGCUGCUCGGUCAGGGGAUGCAGGAUGGAGACCAGUCCAUCUCACUCAACCUGGAAGGAGGUUCUGUCAGCAGCGCAGAUUUUGAAGGAGGAGGAACCUGGUUGGUUUCAGAAAAAGACAAGGAGGCUCAGAUCUAUAACAAAGGCAAUGGUCCCAGGAUAACGGUACAACGGGUGUCGAACAGAUAUUAUACUAACAAGAACGUCCACUGUAGAAACUGCAACAAGACCGGACAUAUCUCCAAGAACUGCUCUGAAUCCAAUAAGUUGUUGCCCUGUUACCUCUGUGGUACAGCAGGCCAUGCAGCCAGUGAGUGUCCCAAUAAACACUGCCGCAACUGUGGCCAGCCCGGACACUGCUUUGAUUCCUGCCGUGAGAAGGCCUAUUGGUACAAACAGUGCCAUCGCUGCAGCAUAAAGGGACACUUCAUUGAUGCUUGUCCAGAGAUCUGGAGACAGUAUCACAUUACAGUGAGUAUCUUUUCAUUAAGUCAACUCUGUCAAGCCCUGCUGCGCUCACAUUCACCUUAACACUGCUUCACAUGU
Austrofundulus limnaeus is the source of this 1344-nucleotide messenger RNA. It is a transcript of the gene zcchc7, whose product is annotated as zinc finger, CCHC domain containing 7. The transcript is spliced from 7 exons. Gene Ontology annotation, cellular component: TRAMP complex. Bases 163 to 1329 code for a protein of 388 amino acids. The record is from RefSeq and is a predicted model, not a curated record. Gene Ontology annotation, biological process: nuclear polyadenylation-dependent CUT catabolic process; nuclear polyadenylation-dependent snoRNA catabolic process; nuclear polyadenylation-dependent rRNA catabolic process. NCBI's taxonomy places the organism in Eukaryota, Metazoa, Chordata, Actinopteri, Cyprinodontiformes, Rivulidae. Gene Ontology annotation, molecular function: zinc ion binding; RNA binding.